Oldenlandia corymbosa var. corymbosa is the source of this 2853-nucleotide messenger RNA. The record is from the annotation of a GenBank genome assembly. Lineage: Eukaryota; Viridiplantae; Streptophyta; Magnoliopsida; Gentianales; Rubiaceae.
ACUUAAUUAACCUUUGUCCCUACAGACUACUAUUUAUUUCUAUUUCAGCGCUAAAAGCAGGAUGCAGUUAUGACUGACCAAGGAGGCGCAAUAGGGAAACAUUUUCUAUAUGGUAUGAAGGGCCACACAGAUUUAAGUAUAGUUCAUUGUGGCUUAGCUUCAUGAUUUGAUGUGAAUAAGCCACAUGGUUUACUUGCCGGUUCUUAGAACUGCUGCGAUGCAAGAAAGCAUUGCAUGCAGCAGCUAGCAUAGUGCACUUGUACCUAGAAUUUUUUGCUCUCCUGGUGACUUUUGCUAGACAAGGCCGAAACUCACUUGGUGCCUGUUAGAUAGCUUUAAUUCCAAACUCUUGUUAAAAAAAAAAAGAAAAAAAAAAGGCAUUAAUUUCUUUUAUCUUGGUGUUUGCUCAGUGAGAAUUGCUACGUUCUCUUGGUAUGAUGACCUGUCUUCUUAGUCUUGAUACUCUUAUUCUUUGUAUCCCUAGGAAAUUUGUCUUUGGCCAGGAAUUCUUUGUGUCAUUUCUUGCUAUUGUCAUACGUGUCAACAUAGUGUUUCCAUCUUCUCUGCAGUUUCCAUCUAUAUUUGGCAGUUAAUAGAAAUCUUAGCUGCCCCUGGUCUUGUAGUAUGUUGUUCCUGGGAGAAAUUAGUUAUCGCUCUGGUGAUUUUUAUUUCCUGUUUUAUUCUUUUGGGUGAAUUGUGUGUUACAAAUAUGUUUUAGUUGGUAGUUAUAUCUUUUGUGAAGUUCCCUGCGAACUCUUUAGUCCAUUUUCAUAAAAUUGCUGUGGACAUUGCACUUGGGGACUUCCUGCAUUUGCUAGAAUCAAUCUUGUUUGUUCGUUAACCAACUUUAGGGUUCAAAAAGUUUUACAGAGAUAUGAAGUGGGUGAAUUAGGAGGGAUCACUGUGGAAAUAACUGAGCCAACCUGAGAUUCGUCAUUUUGCAUAUGCAAAAGGUUCUAAUUCCUUUGAAUUUAGUGUCUGACGAAAGCAUUCUUGGCAAAAGCUGCUGCACGUCCUUUUCUUUCUUGCAUCAUUUUACACCAAAAGCUUAACGGCUGCAAAGUGGCCGAUUCUUUUUGCAGUACACAAUUUCUAGCUUGUGCUUUGAACUUUGCUGCGCUUAAUUUCUGUGACUUUGUACAAUUCUGUCUCAAAUAUGAAAUGUGAUGCUGUAAACUUAUGCAGUUUCUAAAAUGUUUUUCUUGAUCUUGUCAGUUGAGGAACCUCUUAUCUGCAACAUCAAAACAUGAUGUGUAUCUGAUGCAAAACUAUUCUGUAAUGCACUGGUCAUCGCUGCUGCGAAGAGGCAAAGAAGUACUGAAUGUGGCUAAGCCAAUGGUGCCAUCGCUGGUUAGUUUGUAAAUGUCUCAUAUUUUGUCCUUUCUUUAUGAGUCAUGUGGUCAUUUCUUAGCUCUCUGACAUUGGUUGUUCAGCAGAAGUAUCCAGGGUCAAUGGCCCAGCCAGUUUCCAGAGUUCAGAUAAGUGCGAUGUCCAUCAAAGACAAUUUGAUGGCUGCUGGUGGCUUUCAAGGGGAACUAAUCUGCAAGUACCUAAACCAACCUGACGUUGCUUUCUGUACCAAAAUAACCACUGACGAGAAUGCCAUCACAAAUGCUGUUGAUGUAUGCAACAGUCCAGAUGGCCAACUAAGAGUUAUGACAGCAAAUAACGAUGCUCAAGUUCGGGUUUUUGACACCAGCAACUUUACUUGUAUAAGUCGAUUCUCAUUUCCUUGGUCAGUGAAUAAUACUUCUGUAAGCCCAGAUGGCCGAUUGCUCGCGGUCCUUGGUGAUAGUGCGGAAUGCUUAAUAGCUGAUGCUCAAUCAGGAAGAGUAGUUGGCACAUUGGAGGGGCAUCUGGACUACUCAUUCUCUUCAGCUUGGCAUCCAGACGGAAGGAUUUUAGCGACUGGGAACCAAGACACCACUUGCAGAAUAUGGGAUAUAAGGAACCUAUCAAAGUCAUUGUCUGUACUCAAGGGUAGAAUGGGAGCAAUCAGGGCCAUACGUUUCACAUCAGAUGGCCGAUUCAUGGCCAUGGCUGAACCAGCUGAUUUUGUUCAUAUCCUUGAUACACGUUCAGAUUACGCUCACACCCAAGAAAUUGACUUGUUUGGUGAAAUAGCUGGGGUCUCCUUUAGUCCUGACACGGAAUCCCUCUUCAUUGGGGUUGCAGAUAGGACCUACGGCAGCUUACUGGAAUUUAAUCGAAGACAUUAUAAUAACUACUUGGAGUGCGUCUUUUAGAGCACUCACAGGUUAUUUCAGGAGUAAAUAUAUGAACUUUUGUAUAGAUGACAAAUUUUGAACUGUAUUGCGAACAACUACUGGCCGCUGAGUAGGUGGAUAAUGCCUAUAUAUAGGUCUACUAGCCGGUGAGUAGGUGGACGAUGGAUAUAGGUUAUCUUUUUCUUUUUUCUUUUUUCCUUUUUUCUUUUUUUGUAUUUUGAAAGUGCGGAGUUCGGAUGCAAUGGCAGCAAGAUUCAGGUAGUCCAAGCUGAUGAUUGUGUGUAUAUGAAGCAUUAUUUUUCAGAAGGUGUAUUCCGAUGAUGAUUGUAUCAAAAGAUUUGCAGAUAUGGCUUGAUGCAUCUGUAUAGUUUUGAGUUUGAUUCCUUAAUGUUUUCCAAGGCGCCUGCUUUUGUAACAGCAUUUGUGGGAUGAUUUGGUGCUGCGGUCCUGAAUUUUAAGACCAAAGUGAAGUAGGCAGAACUUCUUCCAUGAGGAAGAACCCUGUUAACCACGGCAGAUUUUAUGCUUCUACUUCAGCCAUUUUUUUUUUUUUUUGUGUGGAAAGGAGCCAAAGUUACCUGUAUGGACAACCCUAUGAAUCUAAUGGUUCAAUUUUACAUUUUAG